Messenger RNA from Gasterosteus aculeatus aculeatus (three-spined stickleback), 1348 nucleotides. It is a transcript of the gene dynll2b, whose product is annotated as dynein, light chain, LC8-type 2b. Gene Ontology annotation, biological process: microtubule-based process. NCBI's taxonomy places the organism in Eukaryota, Metazoa, Chordata, Actinopteri, Perciformes, Gasterosteidae. The record is from RefSeq and is a predicted model, not a curated record. Gene Ontology annotation, molecular function: dynein intermediate chain binding. Gene Ontology annotation, cellular component: cytoplasmic dynein complex.
GCGUGAUAUCUACGCAUGUUCGUGAAAGCGUGGUCUCCAUUCUCUUUCUGGGUUUCUUUUCCUUAACCCUCUUUAACACUCAUUCAUAUCUUUCCUUUUCCCCCGUGUCGUUUUCCAUUGAGGUCAAGGAGAAGUGUUUAGAAAUAGUCGUCAGGAGGUAAUUUGGGGACCUUUUUGACCACGACAAUAGACUACGGGAAGGAAGGGAGGGGACGAGGCUGAAACCGGUGCAUUCUGGGGGGAAAUAAGAUGCAGGCAGUGUCCGCGAGUGAAAAACGCCGUCAACAGGGUGGAGGCUUCUCUCCAGCCAAUCACGUGUCGGAUGUGGUGUGGAGGGAGGAGUGAAAGACGCACGCUUUCUCUGGAUAAAUGAACGACAAACUGUGCAGCCGCCCGUAAAAUACGACUCCCGACAAUUUAACUUCCUUGAGAGACGUCAAACAGCCAAAAUGACUGAGAAGAAGGCCGUGAUAAAGAAUGCAGACAUGUCUGAUGAAAUGCAGCAGGACGCAGUGGACUGUGCCAUGCAGGCUAUGGAAAAGUACAACAUUGAAAAAGAUAUCGCUGCGUAUGUCAAAAAGGAGUUUGACAAGAAGUACAACCCCACGUGGCAUUGCAUUGUUGGGAGGAACUUUGGCAGCUACGUGACGCACGAGACUAAGCACUUCAUCUACUUCUACCUGGGCCAAGUUGCCAUUCUACUGUUCAAGUCAGGUUGAAAUCCAAACAUGUCGUCCGAAAACUACUUUUAAUUCAGCCCUUAAUAGUUCUGUGCCACGCUGUUAAUUUGGUACCACCUUUCUGCAGACAUGCCUACCUCAUGGUUUCCUGCUUGUUUCCGUCUGUUCUUGUGUGCCACCUUCAACAAUAUCACAACCAUCGGUGGAUUGCGCUUUAGUCAUGCCUGGGUUGGCGAUGUGCCGAUCAUAGUAAAUGCCACUCUACAUUCCAGCAUUCACCCAGCGUUUUUUGCAUCUGAUGGACUGGUGACUCAUUAUUUCCGGAUAUUAUUUUUGCUGUGCAUUUUUGCACAAACCUUGUACAUUGUUUCGUACGGAUAUGUUGUAUAAUAACUUAUUUUUCAUGGAAUUGAAACAUGCGACAGAGUUUUUGUUGAAUUGCCUUUGAUUUUCAGUGUUGACUGAAUAUAAAUUCCAAUACUGUUGCUAACAAUUAAUAAAGAAAACAACAUGCCAAGAGGUUUUCUACAUGCGUCGACAUUCCUGUUUCCACUUCAGUUGUGAAUCUUUACAAUGUUAAUGCUCUGGACUGUAAUUUAAUGUUUGGUAUUGUAAUGUUUUCAACAUGUUGAGCACAAAACUGACACAGUAAAUUGGUUUAAAAUGUG